Messenger RNA from Didymosphaeria variabile, 951 nucleotides. RefSeq lists its product as uncharacterized. The transcript is spliced from 3 exons. Gene Ontology annotation, cellular component: endosome. The record is from RefSeq and is a predicted model, not a curated record. NCBI's taxonomy places the organism in Eukaryota, Fungi, Ascomycota, Dothideomycetes, Pleosporales, Didymosphaeriaceae. Bases 1 to 951 code for a protein of 316 amino acids. Gene Ontology annotation, biological process: regulation of endocytosis. Gene Ontology annotation, molecular function: GTP binding; GTPase activity.
AUGGGCCGGCCCCGGAAAGAAAGCAAUGCAUCGAGUAGGAGCGGCGAGGAGACGGCGAGAGAGCUGGGUAGCAUGUAUGAUUACCUUGCGAAAGUCAUACUAUUAGGGCCAAGCGGUGCUGGAAAGUCCUGCAUGCUCCACCGCUUCAUCAACUCAUCCUGGAAAAUCCUCUCCUCGCAAACCAUCGGCGUAGAAUUCGCCUCCAAGAUCGUGCACAUUCACCCGCGUGACCCCUCUCGCGGUACCCGCAAGCGGAUAAAGCUACAGCUUUGGGACACAGCUGGCACAGAGCGCUUCCGCUCGGUUUCCAGAUCCUACUACCGCGGCGCGGCCGGCGCAAUACUGGUCUACGACGUCUCGAGCUGGCGGUCGUUUGAAGGAUUGAGGACAUACAUGGAAGAUGUGCGCGCCCUAGCGAGCCCGGACUGCACGAUGAUACUCGCCGGGAAUAAGAUGGAUGUUGCGGAGGAAGGAGGGGGAAGGAUAGGCGGGAGUUCGCACUCGUACGCGAGCAGUUACAAUAGCGACGGCCCCGAUUCAGCAGCUGGUUCCGUUUCCUCGCGCUCCACGAUACCCGCGCUGAAUCAUUCCAAAGCGACGAUCGCGCCUGAAGGUCGCGAAGUUCCCUUCGACACGGCGAGCCGCUGGGCGGGGCAGAAUGGGAUUCCUGUUGCAGUCGAGGUAUCUGCUUUCUCGGGGGAGAAUGUGGAUGAGCUGUUCAAUCGGCUGGCGAGGAUGAUUCUCACCAAGAUUGAGCUAGGAGAGAUCGACCCGGAUGAUCCACAGAGUGGAAUUCAGUAUGGAGACAUGGGAGGGUGGGGUGUUGACGACGGAAACGAGAGUAUCAGAAGUCGAGGUGGGAGACGAGGCGGUGGCGGCGGCCAGCUAAGAGAGUGGGAAGAAGUAUUCAGGUUAAGUGGAAGUACUGGGAGGCGGAGAGGAUGUUGUUGA